AAGGAGCUGGACAAGCCGCCAAAGUUUAAAUUUACUUUUAACAACAUAAAAGUUUAAAGCAACGCCACAAAGAAGACUCUCGUCUAAAAUUGAAUCUAUACAGCUUUUAUAUACAGCUGUUUCAAUAACCAAACUCAGUUUUAUAUUUAGACACAAAUUAUUCAUACAUGUUUUUAAAAUUGUAACGGAAAAGGUCAUAAAAGGUUUUUAGUAUAUUGACGGGAACGUCUUGAAGGUAUUUUUUAAGACCUAGCUUGCCUAUAACGUACGGUACCUUUAAACUAAUCCCACGUGUUGAGUCGUUCUUAUCAAAUGCCGAUUACUGUUUGGCAUUAAACCAAUGGAUUCCCUAAACAACGGAUGGUUCAGCGAACUGCAGGCUGAUCUAUGGCCUGGACAGUCCUUCUCCUUGAAAGUAAAGGAAGUCAUUCACAAGGAGAAGUCAAAGUUUCAGGACAUUCAAAUCGUCGAAACGGAGACAUACGGAAGAUGCUUGAUUCUGGAUGGAAUUAUACAGUGCACUGCUCGAGAUGAGUUCUCGUACCAGGAAAUGAUAUCCUUCCUGCCUCUUUGCGCCCACCCGAAUCCCAAAAAGGUUCUCAUUGUAGGCGGUGGCGACGGAGGCGUGGCACGCGAAGUGGUGAAGCAUCCUUUGGUCGAGGAAGUGCAUCAGGUGGAGAUCGACGACCGAGUGGUGGAGCUCUCCAAGCAAUAUUUACCAGCUAUGGCGUGCGGAUUCGAAAACGAAAAGUUAAAGCUGACCAUUGGAGACGGCUUCGACUAUAUGAAGAAUCACAAGAACGAAUUUGACGUUAUCAUCACCGACAGCUCGGAUCCAAUUGGUCCGGCAGUGAGUUUGUUCCAAGAGAGCUACUACGAGCUAAUGAAGCACGCUCUUAAAGAAGACGGAAUCGUGUGCUCCCAGGGUGGAAGUUUCUGGCUGGACCUCGACUAUAUCAAGAAAACCAUGUCGGGAUGCAAGGAACACUUUGCCAAAGUGGCCUAUGCUGUCACCUCGGUGCCUUCUUAUCCUUGUGGCCACAUUGGCUUUGUCAUGGGCUCUCUGAACAAAAAUCAAGACUUUGUUACUCCUAAACUGGGAAGCUCUGAGAUUAAUGCCUUAGAUUUAAAAUACUACUCCUCUGACAUUCAUUCGGCGGCUUUUGCCCUGCCCCGAUGGGUUCAAAACCAUUUUUACAAUUGACCAUGCGAUAUACAUUUGUUACAAAAUAAAAAUCACAAAAAACAAA
Drosophila ananassae is the source of this 1250-nucleotide messenger RNA. It is a transcript of the gene SpdS, whose product is annotated as spermidine synthase. Gene Ontology annotation, molecular function: spermidine synthase activity. Lineage: Eukaryota; Metazoa; Arthropoda; Insecta; Diptera; Drosophilidae. Gene Ontology annotation, biological process: spermidine biosynthetic process. Bases 341 to 1204 code for a protein of 287 amino acids. The transcript is spliced from 2 exons. The record is from RefSeq and is a predicted model, not a curated record. Gene Ontology annotation, cellular component: cytosol.